Molecule: messenger RNA, 807 nt
Organism: Penicillium chermesinum
Lineage: Eukaryota; Fungi; Ascomycota; Eurotiomycetes; Eurotiales; Aspergillaceae
Product: A4/G1 family peptidase
Exons: 1
Coding region: 1-807 (268 amino acids)
Biological process (GO): proteolysis
Molecular function (GO): glutamic-type endopeptidase activity
Source: RefSeq, a predicted model, not a curated record
AUGAAGUUCUCUACAGCCGUGCUCAGCAGCUCGUUGCUCGCAACUGCUGCAGUUGCUGCUCCUCUGACUGCCCAGCGUCAGGCGCGCCACGAGCGCCGUCUUGCUGGCCGCAAGACCAACCCACCAUACAAGCCUGGUACCUCCGAGAUUAUCCACCUGAGCAACAACACGUCCCAGGAGCAAUACAGCGGCAACUGGGCCGGUGCUGUCCUGAUCGGCAACGGUUAUACCGCAGUGUCAGCUCAGUUCACGGUCCCCACCCCGUCGGCGCCGAGUGGGGGUGAUGAUAGCACUCAAUAUUGUGCUUCCGCCUGGGUGGGCAUUGAUGGCGACACCUGCAGUAGCGCGAUUCUUCAGACUGGUGUUGACUUCUGCAUCCAAGGAGGGACUCCUUCAUUCACAGCCUGGUACGAGUGGUACCCUGAUGUCGCCUACAACUUCGAUAGCCUCACCAUUUCUGCUGGAGAUGUGAUCUCGGUCAGUGUGAAUGCUGCCUCUACCAGCUCGGGAACUGCUACGAUCGAGAACAUCUCCACCGGUCAGACCGUCAAUCACGACUUCAAUGGUGGUGUCCAGGGUGACCUUUGUGAGACCAAUGCUGAAUGGAUUGUCGAAGACUUUGAAUCUGGUGGUGGCGAGGUUCCUUUCGCCGACUUCGGCACCGUCACCUUCUCCAACGCCCAGGCCACUACGGGCGGCAGCUCUGUUGGGCCAGACGGAGCCACCAUUAUGGACAUCAAGCAGGGUGACACUGUCUUGACUUCUUCCUCUGCUGACUCUAACAGCGUCACUGUCACAUACCAGUAG